Alternaria incomplexa is the source of this 633-nucleotide messenger RNA. RefSeq lists its product as uncharacterized. Lineage: Eukaryota; Fungi; Ascomycota; Dothideomycetes; Pleosporales; Pleosporaceae. The transcript has 3 exons. The record is from RefSeq and is a predicted model, not a curated record. Bases 1 to 633 code for a protein of 210 amino acids.
AUGUUCCUUCUCCUAAUUCCGACAUGGAUAAUCUGGGACUUGCAAAUGCCACUCAAGCGCAAGAUUGUUACAGUAUCGUUUCUCUCUCUCGGUCUCAUCGUAAUAGCAAUCGGCGCCGUGCGAUUCGUUUGGCUCAUCGACGCUUUCAUAGGCAAAACAAAAAGCUACAGUGUCAAAGCGUCCUACUCUGCAAUCGAGUCUAGUGUCGCUAUCAUUGGAACCUCGGGGCCAACUAUUAAAUACAUACUGUCACGCUUCGUACCCUGGCUCCGUCCUUCAUUUGAGCGCUCGAUCGCGAACAAGAACUCAUACGACGCCUAUGGGAACCACUCGGAUGUUGCUGCUAGGCGAGCGAGGUCACAUUACGGGACGAAAAGUGGAUAUGAUGAUUUGGAUAUGGUGAGCGUUCACCAUGAACAGUUCGAGAUGAAGAGCAGUUGGCAAAAGAAGAGGGGGUGGGAUGACGACGCAAGAAGCGAUGAGCAGCACAUCACCGGCGAAGGUCUCGGCAUCAACAAGACAGUGGAAUGGAUGGUAGACACGAAAGAGCGCUCGCAUAUUAGCAAAACAGUCUCGGAUGAACCAAAUGUCGCUAACGACAAGCCUGCGACAAGUCCCGCACAAAUCAUUUAG